AUGGACCCACAAAAGUUCAUUGAUGAAGUGUUAAAAGUUCUUGGUUCUAUGGGUGUUUCUUCUCAAGAAAAGAUGGAACUAGCUGCCUACCAACUCAAAGAUGUGGCUCAGGUUAGGUAUGAGCAAGAGAAUGAUGAGAGGUUGAGUAUAGCUGGACAAAUUACUUGGGGAGCUUUCAAGACGACUUCCCUUGAUAGGUUAUUUCCCUUGGAAUUAAGGGAGAGAAACAUGGAAGAAUUCAUCAACCAUAUCCUAAGGGGUAUGAUCGUGAAGGAGUAUAGUCUCAAAUGCACUCAACUAUCAAAACAUGCUCCUACUAUGGUUGCGGAUUCUAGAGCUAAGAUGAACAAAUGUUUCAUAGGGAUAUUUUAUCUUGUGGUUAAUGAGUGUAGGUCGGAUAUGUUGAUUCCUAGCAUGGAAAUUUAUCGUCUCAUGCUUCAUGCCGAACAAAUUGAGGAGCAAAAGCUUAAGAAAGUUGGUAGAGAGUUGAAAAAGGUGAGAAUCAAAGAGGGGAAAGGUGGUAGAUUUUAUGUUGAUAAGCCUCUUUGUGCAAACUAUGACAAGAGACGUGAUUGUAAGUUCCUAAUUGUCAUGUGUAAUUGCUAUGGAUAUGGAAAGAGUGGUCACAUCAAGAGAUAUUGA
This is a messenger RNA of Solanum lycopersicum (tomato), 642 nucleotides long. RefSeq lists its product as uncharacterized. NCBI's taxonomy places the organism in Eukaryota, Viridiplantae, Streptophyta, Magnoliopsida, Solanales, Solanaceae. The record is from RefSeq and is a predicted model, not a curated record.